AUGGAGGAAGGCGUUCAUAUGCAAGGAAGGUGCGAUGAGCGAGGGAGGAUAGCAGUGUAUAUAUCACCCAUAGCGUCGACCAUCAGUCCUCAUAGAUGCUAUCCCGAAUCUCAAUCUCGCUGUCGUGUAGCAAAGACGGGUAGCACCCGCCCUGCCAGGAAUACAAGUGUGAUGCUCUGCUCUGACCGCUCAAAGGAGGAGGAUGGGAUGACCCGAAGAACCGCCGCGAAGUGUGCUUGUUUCCCGAAUGAUUCGCCCAGGAGCAGCUUGCAGGUUGAGAUGGCGCGCGAGGAAGAUAUCAUGACCACGGUAGAACUCGGCAUCUAA
Molecule: messenger RNA, 327 nt
Organism: Pseudocercospora fijiensis CIRAD86
Lineage: Eukaryota; Fungi; Ascomycota; Dothideomycetes; Mycosphaerellales; Mycosphaerellaceae
Exons: 6
Coding region: 1-327 (108 amino acids)
Source: RefSeq, a predicted model, not a curated record